Messenger RNA from Tarenaya hassleriana, 1284 nucleotides. RefSeq lists its product as uncharacterized. The transcript is spliced from 7 exons. The record is from RefSeq and is a predicted model, not a curated record. Bases 406 to 1128 code for a protein of 240 amino acids. NCBI's taxonomy places the organism in Eukaryota, Viridiplantae, Streptophyta, Magnoliopsida, Brassicales, Cleomaceae.
UUAAGAAAACGAUGUGAAACAAAAAAUAAAUAAAUAAAUAAAAAGCCUCUGGCUUUUUCAGCUUCGAAGGUGCCUUUGAAUUUUCCGUACAGCUCGCUUUUCAUUCUCCGCACGAGACGGAGAGAUACCUAUAAAAACGGAGGAGAAACAAAGUUGUGAUUCGCUUCGCCGCCCACAGCUGUCUUUGCCGUAAUCAGUACCUGUUGUAGUUUCUGUCCGUAACGUCCCCGUUUACCCUUUGGCGGGAACCUUCUGGGUUCUGAUUGGGGUCCUCUGAGACGCGGCAGGGUUCUGAUCGCGAGAGUUAGGGAUUCGAUUCUGAAAUUUUGAGUUUUGGGGAUCUAGGUUUGUGUUUUUUUGUUUUGCCUCUCUCUGGGAGUGGCUUUCGCGGGUGGUGGGAGCUUGAUGGAGAAUCCACUGGGAGCGCAUGAUGAGAGAAAUCGGCAUGCGUCGUCGUCUUUCGCCGGGAGAAUCAACGGCUCCGGCAAUCCGACGGCGGAGACGUCGGGUAUGAUGCAUAACCCUGGAAUUUCCAUGGAGUGGACCCCCGACGAGCAGGCGAUUCUGGAGGACGGCUUGGUGAGGUAUGCAUCGGAAUCAAAUCUCUCUCGUUACGCGAAAAUCGCGAUGCAGCUUCGUAACAAGACUAUCAGAGAUGUUGCCCUGCGAUGCAGGUGGAUGACGAAAAAAGAAAGUGGGAAGAGAAGAAAAGAAGACCGGAGUUUAUCAAGAAGAGGCAGAGACAAAAAGGAAAGAACUGUUGAUGCUUCAAACUCAUCUGGGUUAGUGACCCAGACCAACAAUCAGAUCUUUGCACCACCUCUUGUUCCUACAGCACUUGUUGCAGGGGCCACUAGCGAGGUUCUUAGAGAAAAUGAGCAGAUGUUCAAUGAGAUUUCUGGAAAUCUUGCAUCCUUAAAGCUCAAAAAGAACAUCACUCACUUCUCCAAAGUCCGGGAUAACAUACAGAAACUUCUCGACAACUUUGACAAUGAUGAACCUGAGAUGAUGAAGCAAAUGCCACCAAUCCCGGUGAAGAUGGAACAUGAGCUUGUAAACACCAUCAUUCACUUUUCAGGAUUACCGAUGCAACCCUCCUUACCGCCGUCUCAGCAGAAAAAAUCUUAGCUUGCGAAUCAAGGAACUGGUCGGGUUCAUCCAUUUUUGCCGUUGUUAUCAGUAUUCUUGCUCUGUUCUGACAGAAACCCUAGGGUUUUGUGCUUAGUGAUGAACAGUUUUCAGUGAUCUUCAGUUAUUAGCAUUCAGUGAUUUUUCUUCUUCUUC